This is a messenger RNA of Arthroderma uncinatum, 1854 nucleotides long. RefSeq names its product ferric reductase. Gene Ontology annotation, biological process: NADP+ biosynthetic process; NAD+ metabolic process. The transcript has 2 exons. The record is from RefSeq and is a predicted model, not a curated record. The coding region runs from base 1 to 1854 and encodes 617 amino acids. Lineage: Eukaryota; Fungi; Ascomycota; Eurotiomycetes; Onygenales; Arthrodermataceae. Gene Ontology annotation, molecular function: NAD+ kinase activity.
AUGACCACGCUGCUGGGAGGAGCCGGUGAGGCUCUGUAUGAGAGCACCUAUGAUGGCAGCAGUACAGAUAUCACACCAGACCCCUCGGAUACGCAAUCGAUCUCGUCCCUACCCGCGUCGGCUUCCACUCCAGCCAUAGAUUCGUGUCCGAACAGCCGGAAGGUGAAGUCCAAUGUUUUGGCCAUACGACCUCCAGCCGUUAACGAACUCGCAAGCCAGCAUAUCCUUGACCCUGCUCCUCGAACUGGAGUCUCACUGGCCGCUUCUUUGUCUGAAAUUCUAAACCCGUCAUCUCCAGGCUCCGGCGCUGGUUCGAAGAAUAAGAUAGGCGAAGGGAAUGAUACCACCGUCCAGAUAAAGGACAAUAGUGACUCUCUCACUCAGCGGCUCUCAGCGCUAUCCAAUUCUCAAGCAAAUGCUACCGGAAGAGACGAACCUACCCCACGUUUACCUCUAAAGUCACCCUGUUAUUUCCACCAGCGGUUCGAUAAUGCGGUUAAUAUUGAACGAGUGCUGGAUGAAGUGGUCAGCGACGAGUGGAUGUCACAUUCUCGAUUAAUGCAGACUGCUACGGGUGUGCGAGAGGUGUCGAGACAGUUACAACGUCGACCCAUCAAACUAGCCGUCCGGAACGUUAUGAUAGUCACCAAGGCGCGGGAUAAUAGUCUUGUAUACCUCACCCGGGAUCUGGCCCAGUGGUUACUUAGCACUCCUAGGUAUGGCAGUGAUCUAGGAGUCAACGUCUAUGUGGACGCAAAGCUACGCCAAUCGAAACGGUUUGACGCCCAUGGACUACUAGAAAUGGAGCCACGGUUCGAGCACAUGCUCAAAUACUGGACGCCUGAUCUCUGCUGGUCACAUCCCGAGAAGUUCGACCUGGUCAUCACUUUAGGUGGUGAUGGAACAGUUUUAUUCACCUCCUGGCUUUUCCAGCGUGUUGUGCCUCCGAUAUUGUCAUUUUCUCUAGGCAGUCUAGGUUUCUUGACGAACUUUGAAUUCUCCAAAUAUAAGGAGCAUCUAAACCAGAUAAUGGGCGACCUAGGGAUGCGUGUUAAUCUUCGCAUGAGGUUUACAUGUACAGUGUAUCGAGCCAAUGCGAAGAAUGGGAACAAGGCUGCGCCGGCAGAAGAGGUUGAAAGGUUCGAGGUUGUCAAUGAACUUGUUAUUGACCGUGGACCAUCCCCAUAUGUCUCAAAUCUAGAGGUAUACGGGGACGAUGAGCUUCUCACUGUGGUUCAGGCGGAUGGAUGCAUCUUCUCGACUCCAACAGGUUCGACCGCUUAUUCUCUCUCAGCAGGUGGAUCUCUAAUUCAUCCGUCCAUCCCUGCCAUUCUUCUAACACCCAUCUGCCCACAUACUCUCUCUUUCCGCCCUAUGGUUCUAUCUGACACCCUCCUUCUCCGCGUUGCUGUCCCCCGUCACUCACGUUCUUCAGCCUACUGCUCCUUCGACGGCAAAGGCCGUAUUAAGCUACGUCGCGGCGACUACGUGACUGUAGAAGCAAGCCAGUAUCCAUUCCCAACCGUUGUCUCUCAGGGCGGAGAAUGGUUCGAGAGUGUCCGCCGUUCCUUACGUUGGAACGUAAGAGGAGCUGUUCAAAAAGGCUGGAACGGUAGCGCGGAUUGUCCAGAUGGCGAGGUUAAUACUAUACCUCCUACAGCUGAUAUGACAGCCGACCCUGGAACAUAUGAUGAUGACGACGAAGAAGACGAGGAUUGGGAUAUUGAUACUGAUACAGUUACUGAUACAGGCCAAGGUACUGAUAGUGGCCUUGGACAAAGUGAAUGCGGCGACUCACCUGCCACAGGAAGCAGCAGCCCUAUCCACAGAGUGAUGAGUCUGUUAAACAUUUGA